Messenger RNA from Mesoplodon densirostris (Blainville's beaked whale), 2011 nucleotides. RefSeq names its product tripartite motif containing 13 (gene TRIM13). The record is from RefSeq and is a predicted model, not a curated record. NCBI's taxonomy places the organism in Eukaryota, Metazoa, Chordata, Mammalia, Artiodactyla, Ziphiidae. Gene Ontology annotation, molecular function: zinc ion binding. Gene Ontology annotation, biological process: positive regulation of canonical NF-kappaB signal transduction; positive regulation of macroautophagy; innate immune response. Bases 431 to 1654 code for a protein of 407 amino acids. The transcript has 2 exons.
CAGCGGCCAUGGCUCACAGACCCAGCCGCUCCGCAGCACGUGGGAUCCUCCCGGACCGGGGCACGAACCCGUGUCCCCUGCAUCGGCAGGCGGACCCUCAACCACUGCGCCACCAGGGAAGCCCCUCAGCUUAUCUUUUAAAUACUAUUUAUCUUCUAGAUUGUAGCUCCACUUGUGAUUCUUAAAAUUACUGUUAACAUUUAUUUACUUACUGGGACUUCCCUGGUGGAGCAGUGGUUAAGGGGCCCAGGUUCUACCCCUGGUCAGGGAAAUAGGCCCCACAUGCAUGCUGCAACUAAGAAGCCCACGUGCCGCAACUAAGCGGGCAAGCUGCAACUAAGGAGCCCGCAAGCCGCAACUAAGGAGCCCACGAGCCGCAACUAAGGAGCCCACCUGCCGCAACUAAGACCUGGCACAACCAAGAGAUGUGAUGGAGCUGCUUGAAGAAGAUCUCACGUGCCCAAUUUGUUGCAGUCUGUUUGACGAUCCUCGAGUUUUGCCUUGCUCGCACAACUUUUGCAAAAAAUGCUUAGAAGGGAUCUUAGAGGGGAACGUGCGGAAUUCAUUGUGGAGAUCAUCUCCAUUCAAGUGCCCCACAUGCCGCAAGGAAACUUCAGCCACCGGGGUCAGUAGCCUGCAGGUUAAUUACUCCCUGAAGGGUAUUGUGGAAAAGUAUAACAAGAUCAAGAUCUCUCCCAAAAUGCCAGUGUGCAAAGGACACUUGGGGCAGCCUCUCAACAUUUUCUGCCUGACUGAUAUGCAGCUGAUUUGUGGGAUCUGUGCUACUCGUGGUGACCACACCAAGCAUGUCUUCUGUUCUAUCGAAGAUGCCUAUGCUCAGGAAAGGGAUGCCUUUGAGUCCCUCUUCCAGAGCUUUGAGACCUGGCGUCGGGGAGAUGCUCUUUCUCGCUUGGAUACCUUGGAAACUAGCAAAAGGAAAUCUCUACAGUUGCUGACUAAAGAUUCAGAUAAAGUGAAGGAGUUUUUUGAGAAGUUACAACACACAUUAGAUCAAAAGAAGAAUGAAAUCCUUUCUGACUUUGAGACCAUGAAACUUGCAGUUAUGCAGGCCUAUGACCCAGAGAUCAACAAACUCAACACCAUCUUGCAGGAACAACGAAUGGCCUUUAACAUUGCUGAGGCUUUCAAAGAUGUGUCAGAACCCAUCAUAUUUCUGCAACAGAUGCAGGAGUUCAGGGAGAAAAUAAAAGUCAUCAAGGAAACUCCUUUGCCUCCCUCUAAUUUGCCCUCAAGCCCUUUAAUGAAGAACUUUGAUACCAGUCAGUGGGAAGACAUAAAACUAGUAGAUGUGGAUAAACUUUCUUUGCCUCAAGACACCGGCACAUUCAUUAGCAAGAUUCCUUGGAACUUUUAUCUGUUAUUUGUGGUAAUCAUUCUGCUGGGCUUUCUCAUUUUCUUCAGUCCUACCAUAUUACUAGAAUGGUCUUUAUUUGAUGAAAUCACAACUUGGAAAGACAAUCUUUCAAACUUUAGUUCCUACCUGACUAAAUCAGCCGAUUUUGUAGAACAAUCAGUUUUCUACUGGGAACAGUUGGCAGAUGGGUUUUUCAUUUUCAGUGAAAGAUUAAAGAAUUUUACUUUGGUGGUGCUGAACAAUGUGGCAGAAUUUGUGUGCAAACAUAAACUGUUAUAAAAUCUGUUUGAAGUACAUAGUUCUGUGUCUUUUGUUAGAAAUUUGUCAGAAUACAGAGUGGUAGUUCAGAUUUGGUCAAGAUUCCAGUCAGAUAUUUUCCUCCACAAGUAUUCCUUUCAAAAACAAUGUCCUACACAUGUUGUUGAAAUUAGGUAGUAUAAAGAUAAAAGUGAAAUUUAAUACUGUAGUCCUGAACCCUCCUUCCUUUUUAAAGUGCUUUUGAAAUAAGCAUCCUACCCCUAAUACUGGUUGUGUUUAUGCUAUGAAAAAAGGGGAUGUGAGAGAGUACAUGAUUUAAUAUUGAUGAGGUAGUGUAAUAAUGAUUGUUCUUAAGCAUGUAAUAAAGACUACUUUUGU